Cephus cinctus (wheat stem sawfly) is the source of this 2789-nucleotide messenger RNA. Its product is annotated as pre-rRNA processing protein FTSJ3. The record is from RefSeq and is a predicted model, not a curated record. Gene Ontology annotation, cellular component: nucleus; preribosome, large subunit precursor; nucleolus. Lineage: Eukaryota; Metazoa; Arthropoda; Insecta; Hymenoptera; Cephidae. Gene Ontology annotation, molecular function: rRNA (uridine-2'-O-ribose)-methyltransferase activity; rRNA (guanine) methyltransferase activity. The transcript is spliced from 6 exons. Gene Ontology annotation, biological process: maturation of LSU-rRNA from tricistronic rRNA transcript (SSU-rRNA, 5.8S rRNA, LSU-rRNA); rRNA methylation; maturation of 5.8S rRNA from tricistronic rRNA transcript (SSU-rRNA, 5.8S rRNA, LSU-rRNA). The coding region runs from base 127 to 2655 and encodes 842 amino acids.
CCUUAGAGCAUAAUCAAACGAGCAUAAUAACAUAACCUAUAGAAUAUCUGUGUCCACGUGCUGCAUCGCCCGUGACGGGCAGCAGAUUUGUUUUUUUCAUAAAAGCGUUAUUUCACGCAUUAUAAAAUGGGGAAGAAAUCGAAAAUUGGAAAGCAGCGGAGGGAUAAGUAUUAUCAAUUGGCUAAAGAGACUGGUUUUAGAUCUCGUGCAGCCUUUAAGUUAAUACAGCUUAAUCGUAAAUUUGAAUUUCUUCAGAAAUCUCGAGUAUGUAUUGAUCUUUGUGCAGCACCUGGUGGUUGGAUGCAGGUUGCCAGACAAAACAUGCCUGUAUCCUCCAUCGUAAUAGGUGUUGAUUUAUUUCCAAUAAAACCGAUACCUGGUUGCAUCAGUCUCACUGAAGACAUUACUACCGACAAGUGCCGUGUGGCAAUUACCAGAGAAUUGAAAACAUGGAAAGCCGAUGUAGUUUUAAACGAUGGUGCUCCUAAUGUAGGAAAAAAUUGGCUGCAUGAUGCUUAUCAACAAACAGUUCUUACUUUGGCAGCAGUCAAAGUAGCCACACAAUUUUUAAGACCUGGUGGAUGGUUUGUGACAAAAGUGUUUAGAUCUAGGGAUUACCAUCCAUUAGUUUGGGUACUUAAACAAUUAUUUAAGAAGGUCCAUGCCACUAAACCGCAAGCAUCCAGAAAUGAAUCUGCUGAAAUUUUCGUUGUAUGUCAAUACUACAUAGCACCUGACAAACUCGAUCCAAAAUUUCUGGAUCCAAAAUACGUAUUUUCUGAACUGGAAGUCGAAUCUAAGAACAAAUUGAAUGUCUUUCAUCCUGAAAAGCAGAAAAAAAGCAAGGCAGAGGGAUAUCCAGAAAAUGAUCAUACGUUGCAUCACAAAUUAUUGGCUACAGACUUUAUCGCUCAUAGUAGCGGUAUAGAGGCUCUGCAAAAUGCAUCAGAAAUUGUUAUAGAUGACGAGAGAAUAGCAAAUCAUCCGAAAACUACUAACGAACUUAAAGAAUGCUGUAAGGAUAUUAAAGUUCUUGGCAGGAAGGAGUUACGGCUACUUCUUACUUGGUGGAAGAUACUCAAGGAAGAACUACGGAAAAGUCAAGAGACGAAAGAUGAAUCGGUAGUUGAAGAGGCAAAUACAGAGGAAGUGACACCGAUCACAUUGGAAGCACAGGAAGAUUUAGAAAAUGAAGAAAUCGACAAGCAAAUUGCAGAACUUUCUGCAGAAGAAGCACGAGAACUUAGAAGAAAGAAGAAGAAGGCGAAUAAGGAAAGACAAAAAUUGAAUGAGCGCCUUAAUUUGAAAAUGGUUCUUAAGGGUGACGAAGGACCAAGAUUAGAGAGUGAUGAUAUGUUUGACUUGAAGAAAAUAGAAACGAUUGAACAUUUGGAAACUGUAACUGAUCAGCUGCCUGAUGUGCUAGCUGAGAGUGAUGUAGAUUCGGAUGAUGAGCCGGCUAAACCGAAGAAAGUUAAAUAUCAUAAAGACUCAGGACAUUUGGACAGUACAGGUCUUUAUUACAAGUCGCAUGACAGUGAAGCAGAAAAUUCAGAUUCAGAAGAAUCAGAUACUGACACAUCUGGAUUAGGUCUCAGCGAUUCAGAAGAUGAGACAGAGAAACCAGUAGCGAAAACGAAGAGAAGAAAGAUUGAAGAAGCAGAUGAGAAUCCUUUAAUCACAGAUUUGGACCCCAGGGAUAAGAAAGCUAAAAAAAUUCAUAAAGCUGAAUUAUGGUUCGAGAAGGAUGUUUUUAAGAACUUAGAGAAGGAGGAGGACGAGGACUUUGAACUGGAUAAAAUGGUAGAGGAAUACAAAAGCAAAGGCGGCUCCAUAGUAGGCGAGAAAAAAACAGCAACGAUUAAUAAAAUACAAAAGAAAAUAGAUAAAGACGACGAGGAUAAUGUUACCAGUUCUGAAUCUGAAUACGACAUGGAAGAAAUGAUGGCUCCGAAUAAGAAGUCAAAAAAGAUUGGUGGAAAAGAUGGCUUCGAAGUUGUUUCUAAAGACAAGCCUCUAAAAAUGAAGAAUAAAAGAAAGUUGACAGAGGAGGAUCUCGCAUUGGGCUCGUUAAUGGUUCAAAGUAAAAAAACUCGAAGGGAUCUAAUAGACGGAGCGUGGAAUAGAUAUACCUUCAAUGACGAGAGGCUUCCAGACUGGUUCGUCCAGGAAGAAGAAAAGCAUAUGAGGAAGGAAGCUCCAGUACCUAAAGAACUCGUGGACGAGUACAAAAAGCGAGUGGAAGAACUGAACGUUAGGCCAAUAAAAAAAGUAAUGGAGGCUAAAGCUAGGAAGAAGAGGCGGGCGAUGAAGAAGUUGGAAAAAGCUAAGAAGAAGGUCGAAGCUUUAAUGGACAAUACGGAUAUCAGUGACAGGGAAAAAGCAAAGCAGGUUAAAACUCUAUACAAAAAGGCACAGAAAGAACCGAGGAAGGAAGUGACAUAUGUGGUAGCAAAGAAGCAUUCAGCCCAGAAAAGAGCCAUGCGACCUGCUGGUGUCAAAGGUCGUUACAAGGUUGUUGAUCCAAGAUUAAAGAAAGAUUUAAGAGCUGUCAAAGCAAAGGAGAAGACUAAGGGUCGGGGUAAAAAGGGUCGUGGUGGUAAACCACCUCGUGGAAAACCCAAGGCUACCAAAGUAAAAAAACGAUCAAGAUAAUGAACAGUAUGCAUUUCACAUCCAAUUAAAAAUGGCUGACGUGGAAGGGCCCAAACAUAUGUACAUAAUAGUUUGGAUAAACAAGCGGCAAUUGUCAAUCAGUGACGCAAUAAAGAUAAAAAAUGAAAAAACAA